CUCAGGUCUUUCUGAAUGAUCAGAAGAGGAAGUGAAAAAUUCCCCUGACACAAAGAUUUGCUUUUCAUUGCUCAGGUUUCAGUCCUGAGCGAGUAGCCACAAGACGAGGAAGAAACUCUUGGGGAAGACUUUUUGUUUUUAGAAAUUGAGAGGAAAGAAGUCCAAGUAAAAGAUCUUCGCUAAUUCCAGCAAAGUCCCUUGGCUUCUAUCUUGUUCAAAGGGCUCGAAGGAUGAGUUUGGAAAUGACAGAUAAUGAAAGAAAUAGUUUUCAAGGAUUUGUGAAUGCGUAACGGGGGGGACAGGAGAGAGAGAAAGAAAAAAGCUGAAGAAAUUGAAGCUAGCAAGUAAGAGGAGCCACAGCAUGGGGAACUGCUGCCAGAAGAACUGUGGAAGUUUGGAGUCUUACCUGCUCUGGCUUUUCAAAGUUUGUGAUUGCAGGUCAGGAGGUAAGACGGUGACAAGCGAUGGAACAAGUGGCUCUCCGGUAGGACCACCGAUAUCACCGCCACUCAGAACGGUAAAACAGAGCUGCAGAUUUGUUGCCUUGUUUCCUUACCAAGCCCGGACUGAGGAUGAUCUGAGUUUUCAACCUGGAGAUAAGCUUGAAGUGCUGGAUACCUCACAGGAGGGCUGGUGGUUUGCAAACCUGCUUGUGGAGAAUGGUCUUGCCGGACCUGGACAAAAACUGCAAGGCUAUAUCCCAGCUAACUAUGUUGCUCCCGACCAGAGUAUUGAAGCUGAACCGUGGUUUUUUGGGGCUAUUAAACGAGCAGAUGCCGAGAAACAACUCCUUUAUCAUGAGAAUGAGACAGGAGCCUUCCUAAUCCGAGAGAGUGAAAGUCAAAAGGGUGAAUUUUCCCUUUCAGUUCGGGAUGGAGCAACUGUGAAGCAUUACCGAAUCAAACAAAUGGACAAUGGUGAUUUUUUUUUGACACGGAGGGCAACAUUUCACACUUUGAAUGCUUUUGUCAUGCACUACAGUAAAUCCAGUGAUGGGCUGUGUGUAAGGCUUGGGAAGCCUUGCAUAAAGACAGAAGUCCCAACUCCAUAUGAUUUAUCAUAUCAAACUGUAGAUCACUGGGAGAUUGACCGAAAUUCUCUACAACUUUUAAACAGAUUGGGUUCCGGGCAAUUUGGUGAGGUCUGGGAAGGAUUAUGGAAUAACAGAACACCAGUGGCAGUUAAAACAUUAAAACCAGGUUCAAUGGAUCCAAAAGACUUCCUCAGGGAGGCACAGAUAAUGAAGAAUUUGAGGCACCCUAAGCUUAUACAGCUCUAUGCUGUUUGCACUUUACAGGAUCCAAUUUAUAUUGUUACAGAGCUGAUGAGACAUGGGAGUCUGCUAGAAUACCUCCAAAAUGAUGCAGGUUCCAGAAUCCGUUUGCCAGAACAGGUAGAUAUGGCAGCUCAAGUGGCCUCUGGAAUGGCUUACCUGGAAUCCCAAAAUUUCAUCCACCGAGAUUUGGCAGCAAGGAAUGUCCUGGUUGGUGAUCACAAUGUUUACAAAGUGGCAGAUUUUGGACUUGCACGGGUUUUUAAGGUAGAGAAUGAAAAUGUCUACGAAGCCAAACACGAAACGAAGCUUCCAGUGAAAUGGACGGCUCCUGAAGCAAUUCGCUCUAAUAGGUUUAGCAUUAAGUCUGAUGUUUGGUCUUUUGGAAUACUCCUUUUUGAAAUAAUCACUUAUGGAAAAAUGCCUUAUGCAGGUCUGUUGGGUUUUCAAGUGCUCCAGAAACUGGAUCAAGGAUACAGAAUCCCCCAACCAGCUAAUUGUCCUCUAGAGUUGUACAACACUAUGCUGCAAUGUUGGAACGCCGAACCCAAAGAACGACCAACCUUUGAAACGUUGCAUUGGAGAUUGGAAGAUUAUUAUGACAUGGAUUCCACAUCUUAUGCAGAUGCAAAUACUUUUGUACGUUGAAUGAAUACAUGUUGUUACUGCUCAAGAACAACUUUCCUUUAGGAAUUUUUAAAAAUCAUUUCAAGUCAGCGUUGUAGAAUGAAGGAAAAUCUCCCUGUGUACAUGUGUAUGUGUGUGUGUGUGGACAGGUCCAUAUAUGCACACACACACACACACACACCCCUACUCUGUGC
This is a messenger RNA of Ahaetulla prasina, 2094 nucleotides long. It is a transcript of the gene FRK, whose product is annotated as fyn related Src family tyrosine kinase. Gene Ontology annotation, molecular function: non-membrane spanning protein tyrosine kinase activity; signaling receptor binding; ATP binding. Bases 362 to 1921 code for a protein of 519 amino acids. The transcript is spliced from 8 exons. The record is from RefSeq and is a predicted model, not a curated record. Gene Ontology annotation, cellular component: extrinsic component of cytoplasmic side of plasma membrane. Gene Ontology annotation, biological process: protein phosphorylation; cell surface receptor protein tyrosine kinase signaling pathway; innate immune response. Lineage: Eukaryota; Metazoa; Chordata; Lepidosauria; Squamata; Colubridae.